UUAAAAAAUGAGAAGGUAGGCAGAAAAAAGCACAAGGACCCUAAAAUGGCAGCGGCCAGUGUGACUGAACUGUAUAAGAGGAGAAGCUGCACGGUACUCCUGCUGCUGCUCCAACUGACGUUUUAUCAUGCCCAUGCCGCUGCCAAAGGAGUGACCGCCAGCCUCAAUGCCAAGUGGCCAAUGACGCCCUUUCUGCUUGAGACCAGUGAAUUUAUUUCUGUGGAGAGUGAUGAGAAAUUCUGGCAGUUUGUUGAUACCGUGAAGGAAUUGACCGUGUACAAGAACGGUGAGUCCGUUCGCUCUUACUACAAUCUAAUCAUCAAGAAAGCUGGUCAGUUUUUGACAGACCUUCAGGUCAGCUUUCUAAAGUUUGCCCUGUCUCUGAGAGCCUUUUCACCUGCCGUCCAUGCCUUUCAGCAGAUUGCCAGUAACGAGCCACCACCAGAAGGAUGCUCAGCUUUUGUCUCCAUCCACGGCAAUGUUGCCUGCAGCAGUAAGGAGGUGAAGAAGCUCCUGAAGACAGCAGCAGGCAGACCUAGACCUUACCUGUACAGGAAUGAUCACAGAUACCCUGGUGUUAACACCACCGAUGUCCCCAUCGCCAUCCUUUAUGCUGAAAUUGGCACCAAGAAGUUUAAUACUCUCCACAAGCUGCUGUCAGAAAAGGCGGAUGAGGGCAAAGUCACCUACGUCCUGCGGCAUUUCCUUCUGGACACUAAGCUUCAGAAACCCCGUCUGUCUGGCUAUGGCGUGGAGCUGGCCAUUAAAAGCACGGAGUACAAGGCGGUGGACGACUCACUGGUGAAAGAUGUGAAGGGGACCGUGAGCAGCGAGGAUGAUGGCGACGAUGAAGUUCAGGGCUUCCUCUUUGGAACACUGAAGAAGUCCCAUCCUGAGCUGCGCAGCCGGUUGGAGGACCUUCAGAAGCACCUGCUGGAGAGCUCCAAUGACAUGGCACCACUGAAAGUGUGGGAGCUGCAGGACCUGAGUUUCCAGGCUGCAUCACGGAUCAUGUCAGUCCCAAAGUUUGACUCCCUGAAGCUAAUGAAAGACCUCAGCCAGAACUUCCCCACCAAAGCCAGGUCGCUGACGCGGGUGCCGGUAAACCUGGAAAUGAGGCGGGAGAUUGAGGACAAUCAGAAGGUUCUCAGUGAAACAUUGGCCGUCAGCCCAGGAGAGGCUGCCCUGUUCAUCAAUGGCCUUCACAUCGAUCUGGAUGUCCACAACCACUUCAGCAUCCUGGACACCAUCUGGGCAGAAGGCAAAGUCCUGGAGGGGCUCCACAACCUGGGAAUUGAACAGGGAGAACAGGUCAAGUUUCUUCGCUUGCCCGUGCACCCCCUGGAUGACAGCUACGCUAUUGACAUUCGUCAUUCCGCCAUAAUGUGGGUCAAUGACAUCGAGAUGGACCUCAUGUAUCACAGCUGGCCCUCCAGCUGCCAGGAGCUGCUCCGGACCACCUUCCCUGGAGUCAUCAGGCAGAUACGACGCAACUUCUUCAACCUGGUGCUAUUUCUGGACCCAUCUCAGGAGGGCAGUGCAGAGCUGGUAAAGCUGGCCCAGCUGUUCUACACACAUAAGAUCCCUCUCAGGAUAGGGUUUGUGUUCGUGGUCAACUCUGACGACCGGGUGGACGGCCUCUCCGAUGCAGGCGUGGGCUUCGUCAGACUGCUGAACUAUGUGGCGGGGGAGUAUGAUCACGCCCAGGCCUUCUCUGUCAUGGUGUCUAUGUAUAAGAAAGUGGCCGAGGGUGAAGCUCUGUCCGCUGCUGAUGUGGCCUCCUACCUGAAGAAGAAGUUCCCCAAAGCUAGUGCAGCCAAGGUCCUAGGCAUAGACACUAUGUAUGACGACAGAAGGAAGGCUGGUGGAGUGUUCUACAGGAAGACGGGACUGAGCACCCUGCCCAUGGCUCUAUUCAACGGCGUGCCCCUCAACAGAGAGGAGAUGGACCCCGAAGAGCUGGAGACGGUGCUUCUGCAGCGCAUCAUGGACAGCACCAGCUUUUUUCAGAGGGCUGUCCUCGUGGGCCAGCUGAGCGACGACAUGGACGUGGUGGAGCUCCUCAUGGGCCAGACCAACGUGGUACCCCGCAUCAACCCUGUUGUCCUAAGUCCACAGCGGCAGUACCUGGACUUCACUUCCUCUCCAGUUGUUGAAGACUGGGAAGAUACAAACACGUUCUCAUAUCUGGACUCCAGGGAUAAGACUUCUGUGGUCUCCAGAAGACUGAAGUACUUAACCAAAGCCGACGAUGAUACAAUCCAUGGUGUGACUGUCUGGGUCGUUGCAGACUUCGAUACUCUGCAGGGUCGCCAGCUGCUACAGAAUGCCAUCAAACAUAUGAAGUCCAGCACCAACAUGCGAGUUGGAGUCCUCAGUAACCCCAGUUCCAAAGUGACCGAGGACAACACACCCAUCUCCCGGGCCAUCUGGGCAUCUCUGCACACGCAGAGGAGCAGGGAAACCCUGAGCUUUGUGCAGAAGAUCAUCAAGCAUGAGAAUGCCCAUUUGUUGGAGCAGGGAACCAAGAUGAAAUAUUUACUGAUGCAGGGGAUGGACGCCGACGCCUUUGAGAAGAAGUACAACACACUGGGGGUGGAGUUCCUGCAAAGCCAGCGGCUCUUCUGUCGGGACGUGCUGAAGCUGGCGGCAGGACAGCGGGCCGUGAUAGCCAAUGGCAGGAUCAUCGGGCUGUCAGAGGAGAUAGAGUUUGACACUGACGACUUCCACCUGCUGGAAAAGAUCACUCUGAGCAUGUCGGCCGAGAAGAUCAAAGCCAGAAUCAAGCAGAUGGGGCUGAAAGCCAAAGUGGCCAGUGACUUGAUCAUGAAGGUGGACUCCCUGCUCAUAUCAGCUCCCAAGACAGAGUCCAGAAGAGAGGUCGGAUUCUCCAAGGACAAGCUCAGUGUGCUCCAGCUGUCCCCCCGUGAGGGCCAAGUGUUUUAUGAUGUGGUGGCGAUCGUGGACCCUCUCACCAGGGAAGCCCAGAAGAUGUCUUCUCUCUUGAUUGUGCUGGACAAGGUGAUCAACAUGAAGCUCCAGGUCUUCAUGAACUGCAGAGCCAAGCUCUCAGAGAUGCCCUUGAAGAGCUUCUACCGCUAUGUCCUGGAGCCGGACGUGUCCUUCGAGGCCAAUGACACGGUGUCCCCAGGGCCAAUGGCACGCUUCACUGAGAUGCCGGAGUCCCCGCUCCUCACACUGAACAUGAUCACCCCCGACAACUGGAUGGUGGAGCCUAUCCGCAGCCCCUAUGACCUGGACAACAUUCAUCUUCAGGAGGCCAGUGGCAUGGUGUCUGCCGAGUACGAGUUGGAGUACCUGCUCCUAGAGGGGCACUGCUUCGACCAGUCAACCGGGCAGCCCCCCCGGGGCCUGCAGUUCACCCUGGGCAUGAGCCGUGACCCACUAAUGCAGGACACCAUCGUCAUGGCCAACCUGGGCUACUUCCAGCUAAAGGCUAAUCCGGGAGCCUGGAUCUUAAAACUGCGCAAGGGGAGGUCUGAGGAGAUCUACCAGAUCCUUUCCCAUGGUGGCACAGAUUCUCCUGUGGAGGAAGGUGAUGUGAUCGUGGUUCUUAACAGCUUCCACAGCAAGAUCAUCAAAGUCAGGGUUCAGAAAAAGCCAGACAAAAUAAACGAAGAGCUCCUCAACGACGGCUCGGAUACCAGAGGCCUCUGGGAGUCCGUAACUAGCGUGUGGAAUGCUUUAGAGAGAAGCAUCACCGGUGCCUCCUCAGAGGAAGAGGCCAAGAAGACGACCGAGGAUGUUCUCAACAUCUUCUCAGUGGCCUCUGGACUUCUGUACGAGCGCUUCCUGAGAAUAAUGAUGUGCUCUGUUCUCCAACACACCAAAACCCCUGUCAAAUUCUGGUUCCUCAAGAAUUACCUUUCACCUUCCUUCAAGGAGUCCAUCCCCCAUAUGGCAGAGGCCUACGGCUUCCAGUAUGAGCUGGUCCAGUACAAGUGGCCACGGUGGUUGCAGCAGCAGAUUGAGAAGCAGCGAAUCAUCUGGGGCUACAAGAUCCUUUUCCUGGACGUGCUCUUCCCCCUUGCUGUGGACAAGAUCAUCUUUGUAGACGCGGACCAGAUUGUCAGGGCUGACCUGAAGGAGCUUCGUGAUCUGGACCUGCAGGGCGCCCCCUAUGGUUACACGCCAUUCUGCGACAGCCGCAAAGAGAUGGAGGGCUAUCGUUUUUGGAGGUCUGGCUACUGGGCCUCCCACCUGGGGAAUAGGAAGUACCACAUCAGUGCCCUGUACGUUGUGGACCUCAAGAAGUUCCGAAAGAUAGCAGCUGGAGACCGACUGCGAGGCCAGUACCAAGCCCUCAGCCAGGACCCCAACAGCCUGUCCAACCUUGACCAGGACCUCCCCAACAACAUGAUCCACCAGGUGGCGAUAAAGUCCCUGCCCCAGGAGUGGCUCUGGUGCGAGACAUGGUGCGACGACUCCUCCAAGGCGGCUGCCAAGACGAUCGACUUGUGCAACAACCCCAAGACCAAAGAGCCCAAGCUUGCUGCUGCAAUGAGGAUCGUUCCGGAAUGGGAGGAGUACGACCGUGAGAUCAAGGAGCUGCUGAAGAGAGUCCAGAAGCAGACCGGAAUCAGACCAUUAGCUGACCGGGAAGCAAUUCCCCGGGAUGAGCUUUAGCAUUGGAUGUAGCUAUUCUAUGGAGUUAUGGAAGUCAGGGAAGAAUAUUGCUGCUUUAGGUGAACUCUGCCAGAGAGGACCAUCCCCACAUUGUGAAAUUGGGGUAAAUAGAUUAUGCCAGCUGUUGCAUCUCCAAAAAAAAACAAGUAAACAAGGACCACAGCCUUCAAGUUUGCGACGGAGAGGAAAGGAGCUCUUUUCAUACCAGUAUUGGCCUUGAUACCCGUCAUGACUUUUUUUAAGAUGUUAAUAUUUUCUUUUCACAAAAGAAACAUUUGCACUGCUGUUUAGAGUUUGCCUCUGUACCAGCGAGAUACAUUCCUAAAUUAUCCCACCAAUUUAAUAAGGCUGUGUUUUAUUUGCUCCAUGUUUCAUUGUUUAAUUAUGAUCCCUGAACGUUUGGUCCGACUUAAAUUGUCAUCGAUAUUUUCACCUUGGCAGGAUAUAUUGGCACACUUGACAUUUGGCUGAAAAAAAGCCCUAAUUUCCAGCUCAGAGGGAUGCAGGAGUGUUGAUGGUCUGUUGCUGUAGACUGGACACAGUAUGGAGGUCAGCAGCCUCCCCCCUAUUAUGGUGGUUUAUUGACUGUGUCAGAAACCAACAACACACCUCUUACUGUGACCAAAAGGCAGCUUUCUCCACAUCUGGAACACACUACCCUCCUGCCUGCGGCGUACCUUCAGCUAUGAAAUAACUUGCUCUGUUAAUGAGUUUGUUGCCCUUUAUACCUCAGCCAGGUAUUUGGUAUCAGCCAGUUAAAGCCAUUUUGUCAGGUGGGUCUGUGAAAUACCACAGUUAAUUUGGUGCUGCACUCUAUAUCACUGCGCUUGGCUAUGCUGGUACUAUCCUUUAAGUUAUGGUAAGUAUAAAUUAUUGCCUCACAGUUUUAAAGGUCUCUUGUCCUCAGGAAUAAAAAUAUCUGGAUGAAUCUUAAUUAAACAAGUUAAUCCAAUAUUUUUUAUUUUUAUUUGCAUAGUGCAUUUUCACAACAUUACUUUGUGUCAAAGGCACUUCACAUUAUCCCUGCCCUUACAGGUCAGCACUCCAAUUUCACAAGGGGGUGUGAAGCUAGAGUGACAGCACUGACAGUUCAGUUCAUCCAAAGCUAAUGGCACCAAUCUCCAUGCAGCUCUACACCUCAUACUAUAGGCCUAACUGGGAGUGAUCAGUUACUGGCAGUGGGCAUUACAGUAACCCAUUCUGGAAGUUAAGGCAGAUAUUAGUUUUAACGCAUCAUGAAAGGAGAGCAUCUUCUGAAGCUUGGCUAUGUUCUGUAGAUGGUAGAACACAGCUCUAGUAAUACUUAUGUGAACAUUGAAAGAUUGAUCUGAAUCUACCUGGACUCCAAGCUCUCUAACCACUAAUUUAAGCUGAGUAGAAAGACCACCAAGGUUGAUGUUGUCAAACUUAUUUUGAGCAGCCUUGGGUCCAACCAGCAAUACUUCUGUUUUUUCUGUGUUUAACAUAAGGAUUUUUUUGCCACCCAGCACCGGAUAUCUAGUAGACAGUCUUCUAACCCAGAGAGCUGUCAUGCAUCAUCUGGUUUAACAGAUAUAUUUAUCUGUGUAUCAUUAGCAAAACAAUGAAACCCAACACCAUGAUUUCUAAUAAUGUUACCUAGUGGUAGCAUAUAUGUAGUGAACAGUAGCGGGUCUAGCACUGAUCCCUGUGGGACACCAUAUUUGACUUUAGUGGACGUAGAAGAUUCAUCGUUCAAGCAGACAAACUGAUAAUGUUCAGUUAAAUAUUAGCGAAGCUAAGACAGCUUCUUCCAGGAUCUUUGACUUGAAAGGAAGAUUUGAGAUAUCAAUGGGUUCAAGAUUUAGUUUCUUUUGAACAGGUCUAAUAACAUGAUUCAAAUGUGUCAUUAUCAGUAUGAACUGGGCUAGCAGAAGGCUGGUAGCUGUAUUUAGCUACAGAUGUGCAUUGGAUGGUCUGUCUAAUCUGUUAUUUUACCAUUAAAAUGAUAAAUUCAUCACUCUUAA
Messenger RNA from Paramormyrops kingsleyae, 6632 nucleotides. RefSeq names its product UDP-glucose glycoprotein glucosyltransferase 2 (gene uggt2). Gene Ontology annotation, molecular function: UDP-glucose:glycoprotein glucosyltransferase activity. The record is from RefSeq and is a predicted model, not a curated record. Gene Ontology annotation, biological process: ERAD pathway. Gene Ontology annotation, cellular component: endoplasmic reticulum. NCBI's taxonomy places the organism in Eukaryota, Metazoa, Chordata, Actinopteri, Osteoglossiformes, Mormyridae.